Scatophagus argus is the source of this 1994-nucleotide messenger RNA. RefSeq names its product galanin receptor 1a (gene galr1a). Gene Ontology annotation, cellular component: membrane. Gene Ontology annotation, biological process: G protein-coupled receptor signaling pathway; negative regulation of adenylate cyclase activity; positive regulation of cytosolic calcium ion concentration. Lineage: Eukaryota; Metazoa; Chordata; Actinopteri; Scatophagidae. Gene Ontology annotation, molecular function: galanin receptor activity. The coding region runs from base 65 to 1474 and encodes 469 amino acids. The transcript is spliced from 4 exons. The record is from RefSeq and is a predicted model, not a curated record.
UCUUGUCACCUCCUCUGUCUAUACCUGUGCUCUCCUUGUGUUUGUUGUCAGUUUUUUGUGUUUGAUGCCUACCUGUGAUGCUGGUUGUCUGUGUUCCUUAUCUUUUGGAUUAUUCUUUUGGAUUCGAGGUGGAGCUGGACUCGAGCUGCCUGGAUUCCCAGCAGCCCUGUGUUUGCCUUCUUCAGUUAUUUUCAGAGUCACUGGUAUCACUGGAAAGGUAUUGGUGGGAUCUGCUGCGCACGACUCGCUGACGUUGCCUGAGAAGGCAGGAGCAGCCUUCAAAUACAUGAGCUCCAUCCAACCUUUAUUGGAGAGGAAAUCCAUCCUCAGCCCGCGCUCAUGUGGAGCACAUUCAUCUCUUAUACCAACACGUAACUUUUCCUCAGUGGUGAGGAAGAAGAUGGAGCUACAGGUGGAGAACCAAAGUCAGUUUUUCAACACCAACACCGUGGUGCUGCCAGCUAAGCAUAUACUUGGGAUGGGUGUAGAUAAUUUUAUUUCUCUUCUGAUAUUUGGACUAAUUUUCAUCCUCGGUGUGCUCGGGAACACCAUGGUGAUCACGGUGCUGGCGCGCAGUAAGUCGGGACAGCCGAGGAGCACAACCAACAUCUUCAUCCUCAACCUGAGCGUGGCGGACCUGUCCUACCUCCUCUUCUGCGUUCCCUUCCAGUCCACCAUCUACAUGCUGCCCACAUGGGUGCUGGGAGCUUUUAUCUGCAAGUUCAUCCACUAUUUCUUCACUGUGUCCAUGCUGGUCAGUAUCUUCACUCUGUCGGCGAUGUCCGUGGACCGCUACGUGGCCAUCGUCCACGCCAGGAAAUCCUCGUCGAUCCGGGUGGGAAGGCACGCCAUGCUCGGAGUGGUGCUGAUCUGGAUCCUGUCUCUGGUCAUGGCAGCUCCCGUAGCGCACUACCAAAGCAUCGUGGAGAGGGAGGACAACAACACCUUCUGCUGGGAGGUUUGGCCGGACCACCACAGGAAAGUCUACGUGAUGUGCACCUUUGUGUUCGGAUACCUCCUGCCUCUCACUUUGAUAUCUGUCUGCUAUGCGAAGGUUUUGAAUCAUCUACACAAAAAGCUGAGGAAUGUUUCAAAAAAAUCAGAGCUCUCCAAGAAGAAGACUGCUCAGACAGUCCUGGUGGUGGUCGUGGUCUUCUGCCUGUCUUGGCUGCCUCACCACAUCGUCCACCUGUGGGUGGAGUUUGGCUCGUUCCCCCUGAACCAGGCCUCCUUCUUGUUCCGGAUGGUGGCUCACUGCUUGGCCUACAGCAACUCCUCCGUCAACCCCAUCAUCUACGCUUUCCUAUCGGAGAACUUCAGGAAUUCCUACAAGCAGGUUUUCUGGUGCCGGAUGCCCAGCAAGUGUCCUGUGAACGACACCAGGGACCUCCGCAGCAGGGUGGAGAUGGCACCGUCCAUCAACAUCAGUGUGACUUGCAAAGGCCACGACUCUCAGAUCAGUAAAAUGCUUUGAUUUCUGAAUGGAGUCUGACAGAUAUUGGAUUUUGAAGGCCGUCACAUGUAAGGAUAUUUAAGGUUUAAAAAGUACUGGUACUGUCAUGAGCUCAGCCUGAAGUAAUCACUGCUAACCUCAGUAACAUUUUAUGAAUAUCAUUCUCCUGAUGUAGUGGACGAGGCAAAGAAAAACUCUGCAGCCAUGUGAAGUAGAAUGUGUGCUGUAAUUUAACAAGAGAGAUGGUGGAUAAGAGUUUAGAUUUUCAUGACCAAAUUCCCCUGUCCAUAACAAGUCUUAGGAACGAAGAAGGAUGUCAGCAAACGUAACUAAAAAUGCUACGUCACUACGUCAUCAAACAUUGUCUUUUGUUUUUAUUGUUCUGACUGAAGAACCCUUAGUGGGAGUAAUUACAUACCGUACCUUUAGAGUUAUGUAGAUAAGUACGAAUAAGAGAGAGUCAAGGGACAAGUCGGGGGUGGACACAGGACUCCCACUCAGGAGACUGAGGUUUAUUAUAGCUGUAGCUAGUUAGCUAACC